AUGGCCACCAAGCAAGUGACGACAAAGCUCGACUGGGGUAAGAUUGUUUCGACCCUUGGUUUGACUGGCUCGACGGCAUCCUCUCUGCUUGCUUUCCGCAAGCGUAACGAGGACGCCAAGACCAAGGUCAACCACCUGGAGCAGGAGGACGUGAGCAUUGACUUUGCCUACUACAAGUCGGUUUUGAAGAACCAGAAGAUUGUGUCUGAGGUUGAGGCUGCGUUCAAGUCGUUCAAGCCCGUGACCUACGAUAUUUCCAAGCAGAUUAAGGUCAUUGAGACUUUCGAGGCCAAGGCUCUUGAAAACGCCGAGUCUACAGAGUCCAAGGUCAAGGAGGAGCUUGGCGCCCUCAAGAGCACUUUGGACAACAUCAAGUCGGCCCGUGCUUUCGAGGACCUUGUCGUUGAGGACAUGACCAAGGCUGCCCCCGAGAUCGAUAAGAAGGUUGCCGAGAUGGUCCAGAAGGGCCGCUGGAACGUCCCUGGCUACGAGGAGAAGUUCGGUUCCACCGUUGUUAUGUAA
This is a messenger RNA of Wickerhamiella sorbophila, 522 nucleotides long. Its product is annotated as ATP synthase subunit d, mitochondrial. The transcript has a single exon. NCBI's taxonomy places the organism in Eukaryota, Fungi, Ascomycota, Dipodascomycetes, Dipodascales, Trichomonascaceae. Gene Ontology annotation, biological process: proton motive force-driven ATP synthesis. Gene Ontology annotation, molecular function: proton transmembrane transporter activity. The coding region runs from base 1 to 522 and encodes 173 amino acids. The record is from RefSeq and is a predicted model, not a curated record.